Durio zibethinus is the source of this 3155-nucleotide messenger RNA. RefSeq names its product serine/threonine-protein kinase D6PKL1-like. The record is from RefSeq and is a predicted model, not a curated record. Gene Ontology annotation, biological process: protein phosphorylation. NCBI's taxonomy places the organism in Eukaryota, Viridiplantae, Streptophyta, Magnoliopsida, Malvales, Malvaceae. Gene Ontology annotation, molecular function: ATP binding; protein kinase activity.
UUCAAGGCUGUGUUUGUUUAUGGACCACUCAAAUUUAAAGGGGGCCAAAACAAAGGGUCACCAUUGGUCAUUCCCAACAAGUUUAAUCCUCAAAUAUCACUCCUUUAAUUAAUGUUUUUGUUUUAGUUAUCAAAUUCAAUCUCACAUCUUUACAUACAAAAAGCAUAUUUGUUAUUGUGAUAAAAUAUAAAAUGGCUCAAAGGCAUAGGAGAAGACAGGUUGGAGUAUGUGUUGUUGUUUUUUUUUUUUUUUUUAUAAUUUUAUUUUUUAAUUACUGCCUUUGUUGUCGUUUCAAGGACAAGAACAAAAUACAUGCAUUGAAAUAAUUGAACGACCCCUCCAAGAACCAAAAAGGCUUACUUUAGCUUUGACCCUUCUUUUCUCUCUCUUUUCAUGGUAGACCCAACCCCUCCAACACACUCUCUGUCAAAAAGCUCAUCUCUUUCUCUCUCUCUCUUUUAAAGUCUUUCUCUUUCUCGCUUCCUUUUUUUUUCUUUUCUUUUCUCUCCACAUAUUUUCAGGGAAGAUGAGGAAGAUAUUACUUCUUUUUAUAUUAUGUCUCUCUCUACAGUAAUUUAGUCUGAAUGAGAGAGAAAGUUGGUUUCUUUUUGCUCCACUUCUAAAGCAAAGGCCUUUUAAAUUUCUGAUCUUUGAAACUAUAUUCAGGUGGUAUUUUUCUGUUCUUUCAGCUGUCAAAAUCAGUUUGAUGUUGUUGUUGGAGAUGGAAGUAACUAGGAUUGCUGGUGGACGGAACUGUGCAUUUAUGAUUGGGGUUAAGUAAUGGAUUUGUAUAUAGUCCAAUCAAAGUAACAAGUUUUCCUUCUUUCGAUGGCCUCAAAAUCCGGUGCCAGACCUUUCCCAGAAAAGCAGAAGAAACCAUUUGGUAACCAAACAGCUGAAGGGAAUUCUCGUCGGCCUACUCCUAUACAAAACACAAAGACAAGCAAAUCGGAGCCGGUUACACCAAGGACAGUACCUAAGAGUGUGCAGCAAGUUGCAUCCAAGCAAGAUUCUGUUGAAAUCACAGAGGAUAUAAAACCAUUGAAACCUCAUAAAUUAGAGUCCAUUGAUUCCUUGACAAAGAAAGUAGAUUCAGGUCUAUCGUUGAGUAAUCCAAAAGAAGUUCCAAAUCUUGUUGAUUCUGAAGUGAGUCAGAUUGGUGGAUUGCCAGAAGGUUCUGGUGAACAAGAAACGAAAGCAUCAGAACAUGGAAUUAAUUCAGCUUCAGCUAAAUCCAGUGAUGGGGCCACCAGUCUUGUCAAGACUUGUGGAAAUGCCAAAGUUGGUGAUCGUCCAGAUUAUAUUGAGAGUGGUAAGAGCAGUAUGUGUAGAGGUAGCACAAGCAGUGAUGUAAGCGAUGAAAGUUCUUGUAGCAGCUUAAGUAGCAGUAUCAACAAGCCUCAUAAGGCAAAUGAUAUAAGGUGGGAAGCCAUACAGGCUGUCCGAGCAAAAGAUGGUGUAUUGGGUUUGAACCAUUUCAGAUUACUAAAGAGAUUAGGUUGUGGGGAUAUUGGAAGCGUCUAUCUUUCAGAAUUAAGUGGAACAAAGUGUUAUUUUGCAAUGAAGGUGAUGGACAAAGCAUCUUUAGCAAGUCGUAAGAAACUUCUUCGAGCUCAAACAGAGAGGGAAAUACUACAAUCCCUGGACCAUCCCUUCCUUCCAACAUUGUAUACCCAUUUUGAGACUGAUAAAUUUUCAUGUUUAGUGAUGGAGUUCUGCCCUGGGGGUGAUUUGCAUACACUACGACAAAGACAACCAGGAAAAUAUUUUACUGAGCAAGCAGUAAAGUUCUAUGUAGCAGAGGUUCUUCUUGCUUUGGAAUAUCUCCACAUGCUUGGUAUUGUUUAUCGUGAUCUCAAGCCGGAAAACGUUCUUGUUCGAGAAGAUGGACACAUAAUGCUUUCCGACUUUGAUCUUUCCCUCCGUUGUGCUGUCAGCCCAACACUAGUCAAGUCAACCACACUUGAGUCUGAACCCUUGCGAAAGAAUCCAGUUUAUUGUGUACAACCAGCUUGUAUUGAGCCCUCCUGCAUCCAGCCAUCAUGUGUGGCCCCUACAACAUGUUUUUCACCCCGCUUCUUCUCAUCAAAACCGAAAAAAGACCGCAAGCUGAAGAAUGAAAUGGGGAACCAAGUCAGUCCAUUGCCUGAGCUUAUUGCUGAGCCAACCAAUGCUCGCUCCAUGUCUUUUGUAGGAACCCAUGAGUACUUGGCACCUGAAAUUAUCAAAGGUGAGGGACAUGGAAGUGCUGUUGAUUGGUGGACUUUUGGGAUCUUCUUAUAUGAGCUAUUGUUUGGUAAAACUCCUUUCAAAGGGUCCGGGAACCGAGCAACCCUCUUCAAUGUUGUAGGGCAGCCCUUGAGAUUCCCAGAAUCACCAGUAGUAAGUUUUUCAGCUAGAGAUUUGAUAAGGGGCUUGCUGGUCAAAGAGCCACAGCAUAGAUUGGCAUAUAAGCGAGGAGCUACAGAAAUUAAGCAACAUCCUUUCUUUGAAGGUGUAAAUUGGGCCUUAAUUCGUUGUGCAAGUCCCCCGGAGAUUCCAAAACCAGUUGAGAUCGAGCGGAUUCCAGCCCCGACAUCAUCAGCUGGUGAUAAAGCUGUUGUUCCUGCUGCCAAGGAUCAGAAUAACUAUCUGGAAUUUGAUUUCUUUUAAUCAUUCUGAGCACCAUUUUCCUGUCUGUUUUCCUUUCUAUUUUCAAUUUGAGAGAAAUGUUGAUGCUGUGCUAAGUGGAAAAACAUCAUGUUGGUUCUGCAAUAUAUCUUUUCAUGAGAAUUGUAGCUUCCCUAAAGGCUAUUGUCUUGAUUUUCUCCAAGAUGUUAUAGAAGGAUCAAAUGUUCAAAGAUCUUGCAAGUGUCUUACCAUCUCUUCUGCCCCUCUGUCCCUCUUCAAUGUUGGAAACUCAUUUUUAAGCCUCUCUCAAAAUAUUCAUGAACAUGCGAUUCACACAGAUACAAUAAGGUAAAACCAAAACUUUCAGUCCCUGAGGUUUCCAUUUCCUCCAUUUCAUUUGGUUAAGAUCCUCUAAAAGAUCAAAGAGGCUAUACUUUUCCCUUCAUUCUUCCCACUUGAGGAACUUCAAUAAUUGAAAAGGAAAUGGAAGAAAAGAUCUUUCCAUCCUUAACAAAGUAACAUCACAUCCUCUCAAAACAUCUCAG